This is a messenger RNA of Syzygium oleosum, 1458 nucleotides long. RefSeq lists its product as uncharacterized. Bases 333 to 701 code for a protein of 122 amino acids. The transcript is spliced from 2 exons. NCBI's taxonomy places the organism in Eukaryota, Viridiplantae, Streptophyta, Magnoliopsida, Myrtales, Myrtaceae. The record is from RefSeq and is a predicted model, not a curated record.
AAGGCGAAGGAAGAAACGGAGACGUGAAGCCACCCCCCGAUUGCUCUGACUGAAGUUUUGCCUCCGAUGUCAACGGCUCAACCGCUUUGCUGAAAAGUCCAUCACCCCCGUCUUGUCCCUUCCACGCUGUUUAACUUCCCUCUCCGCCGGUAGAAUUUUACCAAAAGUCCAACCCUCGCGCGCGGAACGGACAAAAGGCCUCCAAAGAACACCGACCAGAACCACCGAAAGCCUCUCCAUCUCAUUGGCCUCCGAUCACUCCGAGUCUCGCCAAGAUAUCAUUUUUUUCCUCAGCGAAAUCCGCCGUCUUUCUCGGAUCACCGACUCGAAGCAUGUCGGAAAGCGACGUCUCUUACUGCUGUGGUUCCUGUGGAUAUCCUCUGAACUUGGCAUCUUCCAAUCGGAUUGCUGCUGGAGUGGGUUCGGAAUAUGAUAAAGACUUGAAGAAAGGUUUCACUACCUUUCCUUCGGUUGAUCUCAGCAGAUUCACCCAGGUGGAUGAAGUUACGUGUUUUCCGCUUUAUUGGGGUUGUAACCACUUGAAGACAAAACUUCUCUGCCGUAAGUGUGGUGCCCACAUUGGGUAUGGUUAUAGGGAGUCAUCAGUUCUUUGUGGUUUUCACUCGCCCAACUCAUCUAGAUCUUCUUACAAUAAGUUCACCGUGAAGAUUCUAGCUAUACAGCCUUCGGGGAACUGCUAAUUCUUUGACAAUAAAUGCUUCAGAAAGUUAGUCUAACCUUCAUUGAGCAAGUUGCAGAUGAUUGCUUUACCCAUAUAGCCAUACUUCAUUUGGUUGCAGAGUUCAAAUCACAUUGGUGGCUUAGUACAAGAAUACUGACUAUUCAUCCUAACAACUCCAUUUCUUGCUUUCCCUUUAAAGUGUCAUUCGUUUUAGAACGUUCUUAAUUCUCAUGAUUAGUUCUUCAAAUCACUUUGUUGCUUACCUGUCUCUGUAGAGUCUUUCUUUUCCUAUAUCUGGCUGCAAGAAAUACGCCAGUUGCAACCAAAGGUGCAAAUCCAUAAACUCUCUUUGCUGACUGUUGCUUGAGAACUGUCUAUUUCCGCUAGCUGCUGGUUAUCCGUUUUCAGCAGUUGUUCUACGACAGUACGACUGCAACGUUGGUAAUGGUGGAUGGUGGCGUGAGAUCUCCUUCACAAGAAUGGUUCUGGAUUUGCCAGCUAUUUCAGCUAUCUCGUGGAUGCAACUGCUUUUCACAUUGGAGGUUUCCAAAACUUCACUAACUUUGCCGAGCUUGUUGCAAUUUGGAGAAACACUUUUGUGCUUCUAACAGAAGCUAGUCAUCAAUACUCAAAGUUGAGGCUUGUUAAGUUAUAGAGUGGAGAGCUCAAAUUAAUGAAGAAAAUGGAAUGUAUAGCGUUCACAGUGCUUUGGUGAGAGACAGUAUCGAUGUAAUUCGAAAAAUUUAUGUUUUUUGUAAAAGCGGUUAUUUCUUGAU